GUACGUUUACAGUUAACUCAUCAUCAAUAGUAAUACGGAUUUCCUCAUUCCUGACAAUUGUGUUCACUAUUUUUGGAAUUUCACCGUGAUUUUCAUUUUACUCACGAAAAAAAGUGUUUUCUUUUUUUUUUCAUUUUUUACUAAUGUCUCAAUAUUGGUGCUUGUGUUGCAAAAUAACAAGAUGAAAUUGAUUAGAAAAAAAUGUCCAAUUGUGAGAAAUCGUAAACUUGAGAUUCAAAAAGUGAACCAGAGUAACGUGCAACGUGACAAUAUAAAGUUUUUCCCCCCGGGGCGGUGCAAGGGGGAGAAAAAAAAAAGAAUUUCUUAUCACUAAGGAAACAAACUAUUAACCUAAGAGAGAGAGAUGAUAGCGUAGAGAUAACAUUGACAACAUUAACAGUCGUAUUAGGGUCUAUCGAGGGAAAAUGACGAGUAUUCCUUGAGCUCUUAAUGAACUUUUUUUUUUUUUCUGUGAAGAAGAGGAAUCUGUGAUUCUGUGAAGAUUCUUUAAGGAAGAAAAAAAAAAAGAAGUUUGAAAAAAAAGUGUACGGCCUCGAAAUGUUAAAUUCGAGUCAAGUGCAAAACCCCGGUCUACUGACACCAGUGGUGAAUUCUCCGAAUAAUCAUCGUUACGCAUCAAUGCUGAAUAUGGAGAUGAACAUGAUGUCAAACGCAUCGUGCGAUGGUUGUAUGGACAGUGAUCGUGAUUCGGACAGCAGUAGCAUGAUUGUCGAUCCAGUGAGUCUCGAUAAACAGGAUUUAUCACCGGAACCAUCGACAAGUCCCAUAACACCAUCAACAGUCUCUGCUUCAUCAAGAAAUCGUAAUAAUAAAAAUUACAAGAAAAACUAUUCAAUGUCAACGAAUUCAAAGAAUCAUCAUCAUCAUAAUAAUAAUCAGGGUACAAAUUAUUCGUCAGAUAAAUUAUCCUCAUCAUUGAUAAAACCGCCGUAUUCAUAUAUUGCCCUGAUAACAAUGGCAAUAUUACAAUCGCCACAAAAGAAAUUAACACUCAGUGGUAUUUGUGAAUUUAUCAUGACCAGGUUCCCUUAUUAUCACGACAAAUUUCCCGCCUGGCAAAAUUCAAUUAGGCAUAAUUUAUCGUUGAACGAUUGUUUUAUAAAGAUUCCAAGGGAGCCGGGAAAUCCGGGCAAGGGAAAUUAUUGGACAUUGGAUCCACUUGCUGAGGAUAUGUUUGAUAAUGGGAGUUUUUUGAGGCGACGAAAACGUUAUAAGAGGCCACCACCUCACUAUGUUUUGCGAGAUCGAGCAAUAAUGGCGACAUUCGCUAUUUGUGGUGGUGAUAGGAGUUCGUGUACUGGUGGAGGUCAUCCUGGUGGUAUACCGUAUCCUUAUUUAGCGACACCAUCGGGAUUGCCGCUAUUGGACUUUCCAUCGUCGGCAUUGGAUGCGUUGAAGUUGAGAAAUUUUUUGGAACCACCGCCACCGCUUUAUAAGCCAGUGGCAAUAACUGCGCCGCCAUCAAUUAGGCAAAUUAAUCCUGUACCGAGGACAUCGAUGCCUAGUAGUGCUAAUACUGCGUCGUCUGUUGUUAUUGAUAAGAAGAGGAGUUUCAGUAUUGAUGCAUUAAUUGGAAAACAAGUUGGUAGCGAACAAAAUGUUGUUGGUGGAUUGCUUGAUUUGAGUCCGUCGGAACAUCGGGAAAUUAGAAGUCAAGCGUCGGCAUUUUCACCGUUGAUUUAAAGCGGAUUUUUUAUACUGUAACGAAUUUCUUUUGUUUUUUUUCCUUUUUGUUCUUCUUCGAGCUUUUUUUGACUUUCGAUAUUUAUUUAUUUCUCUCUUU
Molecule: messenger RNA, 1804 nt
Organism: Leptopilina heterotoma
Lineage: Eukaryota; Metazoa; Arthropoda; Insecta; Hymenoptera; Figitidae
Product: forkhead box protein D1-like
Exons: 1
Coding region: 559-1704 (381 amino acids)
Biological process (GO): cell differentiation; regulation of transcription by RNA polymerase II; anatomical structure morphogenesis
Molecular function (GO): DNA-binding transcription factor activity, RNA polymerase II-specific; RNA polymerase II cis-regulatory region sequence-specific DNA binding
Source: RefSeq, a predicted model, not a curated record